AAACUACUUCAAAAAAAAUUGACUCAAUUUUACAGUCGCACAAAGAGAAGAUUAGCUGGAGAAGAUGGCAGCUCCCGCCCUCAACCACCGCAUUCCGCCGCGCCGGUUUCUCACACCACCGACGAAUCCGCCGGUAGCUUCAGUUACAACGGUAGUGUUUGAAUCGAAAAGACGGUUUCAUCCCCCACUCCCCUCUCUGUUAUCCAUCCACAACAACUUUCCCCCAAAAUUUAAUUUCAGCGUAGCUUCAUGCCUUGAUUCUUCUUCAUCUUCUUCGUCUACACCAAGAACUAGAUUGAAUCCAUCUACAAGGCUAUUCGUCAGUGGUCUCUCAUUCCGGACAACAGAGGAGGGUCUAAGAAACGCGUUCAAAAACUUUGGCGAGCUCGUUGAAGUGAAGUUGGUGAUGGAUAGGAUAGCCAAUCGGCCUCGGGGCUUUGCAUUCAUAAAAUACAAGACGGAGGAGGAAUCCAAGAAAGCUAUUGAAGGAAUGCAUGGGAAGUUUUUGGAUGGGCGUGUGAUCUUUGUUGAGACUGCAAAGUCUAGGGCUGAGCUUGGGCAAGAGACGACGAAGCAGCAGAACCCCAGGCAGAGGUGAAUUAUCUGAUCCCCGGUGCUGGGGCCGCGGCUCUAAUCAGAAUGUCGUAGCGCCUCAGCAGAAUACGGCACUCUCCACAUACGGUAACCUAAUCGGAACCCUGCUACUGUGCUGCUUGUGAUCGAGCCCUACAAUGAUGAGGUUCCAUGUUAUAUCUCUGCCUUCUUCAUGUUCUUCACAACCUUCUUUAAUUUCAUUAUUGGAUUGUAUUCAAAUGUUACUUAACUAACCAAUGUAUUCAAAACUAGUAUAGUAUAGGCUAGUAUGAGUGUAUUGGGCCACAAUAGGUAUCACACUCUUGAAAUACAAAAUAAUUUAAAAAUUGUACAUGUUAUUAUAUAAUAAUGAAAUGACAUUCGAGAUCAUUAACUCUA
Messenger RNA from Salvia miltiorrhiza (redroot sage), 972 nucleotides. Its product is annotated as organelle RRM domain-containing protein 6, chloroplastic. The transcript has 4 exons. Gene Ontology annotation, cellular component: chloroplast. Gene Ontology annotation, biological process: cytidine to uridine editing; chloroplast mRNA modification. Gene Ontology annotation, molecular function: RNA binding. The record is from RefSeq and is a predicted model, not a curated record. Bases 65 to 598 code for a protein of 177 amino acids. NCBI's taxonomy places the organism in Eukaryota, Viridiplantae, Streptophyta, Magnoliopsida, Lamiales, Lamiaceae.